AUGAGCCCGCCCCAUUCUCCCUCCUUCCAUCACCUCGGCCCAUUCUCCUUCCUUCCAUCACCCUGCCCCAUUCUCCCGCUUUCCAUCACCCCGCCCCAUUUUCCCCCCGCCCCAUUCUCCCGCUUUCGAUCAGCCCGCCCCAUUCUCCCGCUUUCCUUCACCCCGCCCCAUUCUCUCGCUUUCCAUCAACCUGCCCCCUUCUCCCGCUUUCCAUCACCCCGCCCCAUUCUCCCGCUUUCCAUCACCCCACCCCAUUUUCCCAUUUUCCAUCACCUCGCCCCAUUCUCCUUGCUUCCAUCACCCCGCCCCAAUCUCCCUCCUUCCAUCACCCCGUCCCAUUCUCCCGCUUUCUAUCUCCCCGCCCCAUUCUUCCGCUUCCCAUCAUCCAGCCCCAUUCCCCAGCUUUCCAUCACCCCUCCCGAUUCUCCCUCCUUCCAUCACCCCGCCCCAUUCUCCCGCUUUCCAUCACCCGCCCCAUUCUCCUGCUUUCCAUCACCUCGCCCCAUUCUCCCGCUUUCCGUCACCCCGCCCCAUUCUUCUGCUUUCCAUCACCCCGCCCCAUUCACCCGCUUUCCAUCACCCGCCCCAUCUCCCGCCUCAUUCUCCCGCUCUCCAUCACCCCGCCCCAUUCUCCCGCUUUUCAUCACCCCGCCCCAUUCUCCCGCUUUCCAACACCCCUCCCCAGUCUCCCGCUUUCCAUCACCCCGCCGCAUUCUCCCGCUUUCCAUCACCCCGCCCCAUUGUCCCGCUUUCCAUCACUCUGCCCCAUUCUCCCGCUUUCCAUCAUCCCGCCCCAUUCUCCCGCUUUCCAUCACCCUGCCCCAUUCUCCCUCCUUCCAUCACCCUGGCUCAUUCUCCCUCCUUCCAUCACCCUGCCCCAUUCUCCCGCUUUCCAUCACCCCGCCCCAUUUUCCCGCUUUCCAUCACCCAGCCCCAUUCUCCCGCUUUCCAUCACCCCGCCCCAUUUUCCUGCUAUCCAUCACCCCGCCCGAUUCUCCCGCUUUCCAUCACCCCGCCCCAUUCUCCCGCUUUCCAUCACCCCGCCCCAUUCUCCCGCUUUCCAUCACCCCGCCCCAUUCUCCCUCCUUCCAUCACACCACCCCAUUCUCCCGCUUUCCAUCACCCCGCCCCAUUCUCCCUCCUUCCAUCACCCCGCCCAAUUCUCCCUCCUCCCAUCACCCUGCCCCAUUCUGCCCCAUUCCCCAACACGGUGCGUUGAACACACGGUGGGUGGAACACAUUGUGGGUUGA
Molecule: messenger RNA, 1251 nt
Organism: Closterium sp. NIES-65
Lineage: Eukaryota; Viridiplantae; Streptophyta; Zygnematophyceae; Desmidiales; Closteriaceae
Source: the annotation of a GenBank genome assembly